AUGUCAUUCACUGGCUCUCAUUUUGGAAGGAAUUCAGUCGCCAUCGCAGAUACACCAACAGCUUCGCACUGGGAAGCGGCCGUUCACCUGAUCCGUGUGUGCGAAGAGACUCAUUCAGUUAACCCACCUUGUGAUGCUCCGCGAGUUCACACUGGGGAGCAGUCAUUCACCUGUUCAUACUGCGGUAAGGGAUUUACUUGCUCAUCUAAACUGGAGGUACACCAGCGAGUUCACACUGGGGAGAGGCCGUUCACCUGCUCAGUCUGUGGGAAGAGAUUCACUCAGUCAUCCACCCUACAGAGUCAUCAGCGAGUUCACACCGGGGAGAAGCCAUUCACCUGCUCAGUCUGUGGGAAGGGAUUCACUCAGUCAUCUACCCUACAGAGACACCAGCAAGUUCACACUGGAGAGAGGCCGUUCACC
Molecule: messenger RNA, 423 nt
Organism: Mobula hypostoma (lesser devil ray)
Lineage: Eukaryota; Metazoa; Chordata; Chondrichthyes; Myliobatiformes; Myliobatidae
Product: zinc finger protein 239-like
Exons: 2
Biological process (GO): regulation of gene expression
Cellular component (GO): nucleus
Source: RefSeq, a predicted model, not a curated record